CAUAUAAUCAUAAAAUUGUAUAUUUUGAUGAUAAUAUGGAAGAAGAGACAACUGAAAUUGUAGAAAGUGUCGAUGAAAAAAGAUUAUUAAGAAAGUUAGAUAUAAGGAUCAUUCACUUCUUUAUAUCCUUUCUUUCUUGGAUAGCUCAUUUGGAACGUGAUCUUGGUCUAAUCGGGGAUGAAUUUAAUUGGGCUUUAAGUAUAUUUUUCGUGACCUAUGUAAUAUGCGAAAUUCCAUCCAAUAUUAUAUUAAUUAAAUUCAAACCUUCAAUUUGGAUUGCAUCACUCAUGGUUGGAUGGGGUGUCGUAAUGAUAAUUAUGGCAUUCGUGAAAAAUUACACUCAGUUAUUGGUAACAAGAUUAUUGUUAGGAGUUUUUGAAUCUGGUCUUUUUCCUGGUGUCAUAUUUCACAUUACAAGAUGGUAUAAGAGAGCUGAGCAAAAUUAUCGUAUGGUAGAUUUGGACUUAGUAGUUGGCAAUGGGCACAUCUUUCUCAUUGAUGGUCUGGUAACAAUUGUUGUUGCAUUUGUCUCCUACUUUUUGCUCACGGAUUGUCCUGAGACUUCUACCUGGCUUACAGAGGAUGAACGAAAGGCAGUCAUUGAUCGUUUACGGCUUGAUUCAGCAAAUGUUUACGCAACUAAUUUGGACAAAUAUCAAAUUUACGAAGCCUUUAAGGAUUGGAAAAUUUACAUAGCAUUAUUUAUACAAUUUAUUGUAUCAACUGUCGGAUAUUCAUACUCUUUCUUUAUUCCGUCGAUUGUAAAUGGUCUGGGAUUUAAUUCUGUUAUUUCUCAACUCCUUUCCAUUCCGCCAUAUAUAUUGGGAAGUUUUACAACGGUCACGGUUGCAAUAUUAUCUGAUCGACGCAAAAUUCGUGGUCCAUAUUUGAUACUUUGUUUAUUAGUAGCAAUUGUAGGAUACGUAUUACUUGUGGUACCGAGUUCUAGUGUUGCCAUAAAAUACACUGGGGCUUGUGUUGUUGGAAUGGGAUUGUUC
Messenger RNA from Dentiscutata erythropus, 998 nucleotides. The record is from the annotation of a GenBank genome assembly. NCBI's taxonomy places the organism in Eukaryota, Fungi, Glomeromycota, Glomeromycetes, Diversisporales, Gigasporaceae.